CCCAAAUUAUUGGAAGGACCACUAUAAUAAUGAUUUUAUAUAUAAGUUCUUAUCUUCUUCUUCCUUAGUUUUGCUGUAUGCUCAAUCAGAUCUCCAGAAGGAAUCCGAGUAUCAUUUCAUGGCAAAUUCCAAGCUGCAAGCAUUUUGGAACCACCCAGCUGGCCCCAAAACGAUCCAUUUCUGGGCCCCAACAUUUAAAUGGGGUCUAACCAUUGCAAAUAUUCUUGACUCAGCAACACCACCAGAGAAACUAUCCUAUCCUCAGCAGUCAGUCCUUGCAUGCAGUGGACUAAUAUGGGCAAGAUACAGCACCGUAAUUAUACCAAAGAACUGGAAUCUUGUGAGUGUCAAUUUCGCUAUGUCUGUAACCGCUAUGUAUCAACUUUCGCGUAAAAUUCAGCAUGACUUGUCCAUCAAAAACCAAGAAGUUGCUGCAGAAGAAGAAUGAAUAAAACCUCAAUUCCACUUGCUGCAUAUUAAACUUUGCGUGCUGAUUUCGAGUUAAGCAUUCCGAUUCAAUCUUGUAACAAUUGCAGUAAAACAUAUUCGUUCUCAUGCAUUAACGUUGGAUUAUGUUUGAACCUCAUGGUUCAAUUAAGGCCAAUGAAAAAUAUAUUGAAGCAUAAAUUCUGUUUAUAAAUA
Messenger RNA from Malus domestica (apple), 642 nucleotides. Its product is annotated as mitochondrial pyruvate carrier 4-like. The record is from RefSeq and is a predicted model, not a curated record. Lineage: Eukaryota; Viridiplantae; Streptophyta; Magnoliopsida; Rosales; Rosaceae. Gene Ontology annotation, cellular component: mitochondrial inner membrane. Gene Ontology annotation, biological process: pyruvate import into mitochondria.